AUGUACCUGAUCACUGUGUUUGGAAACCUGCUCAUCAUCCUGGCCAUCAUCUCAGAUUCCCACCUCCACACCCCCAUGUACUUCUUCCUCUCCAACCUGUCCUUUGUAGACAUCUGUUUUAUCUCCACCACCAUCCCAAAGAUGCUGCUGAAUAUAAUAACUCAAACCAAAGUCAUUACCUAUGAAGACUGCCUCACCCAGAUGUAUUUUUUCCUACUCUUUGUACAGUUGGACAACUUCCUUCUGACUGUGAUGUCCUAUGACCGCCUCAUAGCCAUCUGCCACCCCCUUCACUACACAGUCAUCAUGAACCCUGUUCUCUGUGGACUGCUGGUACUGAUAUCAUGGCUAAUAGUUGUCUCCUUGUUUUAUUGUACAGGCUUAGGAGUGUACCUUAGCUCUGCUGCUACCCACAGCUCACACUCAAGUGCAACAGCCUCGGUGAUGUACACUGUGGUCACACCCAUGCUGAACCCCUUCAUCUACAGCCUGAGAAAUAAAGACAUAAAGAGAUCUCUAAGAAGAUUCUUCGGGAUGGCAACUAUAAAAGGGCCAAUUGUCCUGGGGCUGAGGAAGUGUCAGUUAUUACAGCACUCAAAGCAUUAG
Molecule: messenger RNA, 606 nt
Organism: Dama dama (fallow deer)
Lineage: Eukaryota; Metazoa; Chordata; Mammalia; Artiodactyla; Cervidae
Product: olfactory receptor 7A10-like
Exons: 2
Coding region: 1-606 (201 amino acids)
Biological process (GO): G protein-coupled receptor signaling pathway
Cellular component (GO): membrane
Molecular function (GO): G protein-coupled receptor activity; olfactory receptor activity
Source: RefSeq, a predicted model, not a curated record